AUGACCAUUAACGCCGUUGGUGGAGUCUACUCAGAGUUAUCAGCCAGGAAGAGGCAAGAUGUCUAUGGAUUUCAGAAGGCCUACCUGACUGCACAGUUCACAGACUCAGGCUCAGCAUGCAAGGAUGGAACCCACGGGACCAGAGACUGGCUGCAAAAGAACAUGGGAGAGUUCUGUUCUGUGGCUCAAUUAAGCGAACUUCAAACCUUUUACCCAGACAUUGAUGGACUUAAAGCGCUCGAUGUACUGAGCCCGGAACAGAUGGCGCAAUUAACUGUGAAUCUGACGCUGAACAGCCUGGAGGACACACUGCUAAUCCUGGCCGUUCUGGACCAGAGUUCGUAUUACACGAUCUAUAGAUACAUGAGGGAGUUUAAUGUGUACGCGCACCAGGCAAACCUGACUUCCUUGCCCAAUGCUUCGGUUAGAGAUUCAAUACUAAGGACUGUGUUUAUAAAGCUGAGAUCCAAGUUCCACCUUUUCCUGACAGAAAUCUGGGCAGACUGGUUCCAGAAGCAAUUGCCCUUAUUGCUCCCUGGUAUAAAUGAAACCUAUCUUGCAUGGCUGGGUACUAACUUCUCCUGUGACUCCUACCAGGCAGUAGUGAAAGGGUUUAACAUCGCCUAUGAAUCUCUCUCGCCUUCCAGCAGGACUGAUAUAUACAAUGGUUACAUGAAAACCUACCUCAGUCAACAAUCACUUUCAACAGGCCAAUCUGACAGAGUCCCAAAUUACCACAGUGAACAUUAUGAUGCUGACAGCUGUUUGGAACAAACUCAGUUCCAACUUCUCAACCUUUACGCCUCUGGAUUGGAGACAUUUGUUCCAAGAAGACUUGCAUGCACUACUUCCCAGCAUGAAUUCAACCUAUCUUCAUCUCCUCCCGGCCAACAUCAGCUGCUCCUCUUACCAGGAAAUAUUGACAUCAUUGGUAAGACAAAUCUAAAUGAGGUGGCCGAGCUUUUGGCCAAACCAGAGGUCAUCGCUAACAACACCAUGCUUGAGAAGAUCGUCCUGUUAAUUCCGCCCAAGAACAUUACCCAGUUCCUGAAUGCUGCCAUGUCUGCUGCUAACAAGGUCAAUCUGACAGAUCCCCAAAUUACCGCACUGAAUGUGACGAUACUGACAGCUGUUUGGAACAAAUUGCGUUCCAGCUUCUCUGAUUUCAUGCCCCUGGACUGGAGACAUUUGUUUCAAGAUUUACGCGUGCUACUUCCCAGCAUAAAUUCAACUCAUCUUCAGCUCAUCCCAGCCAACAUCAGCUGCUCCUCCUACCAGGAAAUAGCCACUGCUCUUAGCAAUGCGUAUACUGAGCUUACUGAAUCGGCACAGGACUCCAUAUACAAGUAUCUACUGGCUGUCCACAGAGAUUCCACCCUCAGAUGUUACACUGGUCCCAGUCUUAAAGCUUUUCUGGAUACCUACUUUGGCAAAUUCUCCACCAAGCUGACGGCUGAAGAUUUAGUAGCCCUAAUUCCUCCCAGCCAACUGUCACAGAAAAUUGACUCGCUGCAGCCCAGAGAGCUUCUAGACAUACUGAUAAAGCCAGGCUACCCCAGCAACGACACAGCUUUGGAAAUCCUCCUCAGAAACUAUGAGGACAUCAAUAAGAUUGGGACAGUUGUGGAUGGUCUGAAUCAGCAGGUAAAUAGGACCAAGGGGAGCCUGAAAGCUGUUCUGAAUGGUGUCUGGCCCAGCUUUGUGGCAGCUCUGAGCUCCCUUAACUCAUCCAGUUUGGAUCAAUGGUUAAACAAGCGGCUCCAGACCCAUCUCCCUCUCAUCACCCAGAGUCAGCUCAAUACAUCUGAGAUUCUUACCACAAAUUGCCUGGCAUUCCGGCAUCUAGUAAAGGCUUUAAAUAUCCACUACCAUGAUUACACAGCAGAGAUGCAGCAAAGCAUUUACUUCAUUCUCAAGAACUAUCUUCUUCAGCCAGGUGACAAGCCAAAGUGCUAUAACCAAAACAAUGGGGACCAGAACUCCACGGCUUGGUUUCUAGACUACCUGGGAAAGUAUCUGUCAUACUGCACUGGUGAGGAUCUCAGAGCCUUCAGUGACAGCCAGCAGUUGCUUCAAGACUUCGCGGUGGAUCCUCAAAAUCUGGCGCUGGUGGGGGAACUCGCCCUCUCAGAAGACGUGAAGGAAUACUACUCCACUCUGAUCACGAUGCAGAAUCCUUCCAUCGCGCUGGGAAGCGUUCCAGACAAUUUGAUCUGCUACGUGGCUGGCAAGUGGAAUAUCAGCCAAACGACAGCAACUGAAGCCAGGUUGACUCUGGCAGCCUUGCAGAGCUGUUUGAGACCUUCCCAGGAGCCAGCAGGAGAGGUGACGGGUGCACUGCCUGACACCACUGGCAACCUCUCUGUGGAGACCUUUCAAAGACUCGGUCCCUUAGCCGUUGGGUUAACGCCGUCUGUGCUCCUGGCUAACGCGGAUGGGCAAACCCUUCGGCGGAUGCUCCCGUUGCUCUCAGCCACAGGGGGCUGGAGCCCAGCACAGGCUUCUGUCAUCAUUAAAAAAGUCAUCCAGAAUGGAUACCAGAUCAACAAAGCCAGCAGUAUUUUGAUACUGGGGAAGCUAGCGCCUGGCCUUCCCGUCAAUGUGCUGGAGAAACUGGACAACAAGGACACCCUCCUCCUGGCUGCAGAUCAGAAUUUCACAGAGAGCAUGGAGCAGGCCCCUCUGCCUGUGAAAUACAAGUUUGUGCAACGGAUCUUACAGAGCGUAACCGGAAGCACCUUCCUCAAUAUCCCAGAUAAGCUGGCUGAUCAGAUCCCUCUGUCUAGACUGGCAUCUCCCCAGAUCAAUAUCAAUGAAAUCAACCAGAAGAAAUGGACAGCUGCUCAGGCCAGCGUGUUCUUCCAGGCAGUGCUGAAGUCCACGCAGCAAUACUCCAGGUUAUCUUCCACUGUCCUUCAAGGAUUCAGCUGUGGAGCAGCAAACUUUUUAAACAACAGUCAGUUUGCGAGCCUGGUAAAAGCCAUGAGGGACAAACGAAUACGACUGGAAGAUAGCCAGCUCAGCUGCAUGACGAAGAGACUGACAGGACAGAUAACUCCAUCAGAUUUUGAAGAAUAUCCAGCCGAGGUUCUUUUUUACAUGGGACCAGAGAAAUUUUCAAACACAGUGAACUGCCAGAAAUAUUUUCACCUUGUUGGACAAGCCAAUGUCGACCUUUUGCCAAGAGUGUCUUCCAAAAGACAGUCGCUGCUGGAGAGUGCUAAGGCUUGCCUGGGAACGUCUACCUUAUCAUUUUCAAAGGAAAACCUACAAAUUUUAGGCAAUCUUUCCUGUGCCCUCAAUGGCACCGAUAUUGCAAAAUCUGACCCAUACAUCCUAACAAUAUUGCAAAGCUGCAUGUCGUUCACUGAAGACCAACUGACAGCCAUAGAGCAGCAGCUAAAGAACAAAUAUGGAUCACCUUCAACAUGGACAGUCAGCACCCUGACAGACAUGGGUAUUCUUGCCAGUGCCUUGAUGAGCAGCACACUUCAAAGGAUCUCAGAGAUAGAGAAGACACAAUUUUUCCCUGAUUUCUUGAGCCAGUUGAAGACCUGGAAUAGGAACCAAUUCACCUAUCUUCUGAAACAGCUUGCAAACCCUCAGCGGCAAAAACGAGCAGCAACAGACUGCACAAGAACUCCAUUGACAACAGACGUGGUGGUGAAGCAGAGAGACCUUCUAGCUUCCAAGUACACAUCCAGCAGUGAUCUGGAUGCUUGCCUGCCGGAUGAUGUGCUGAGAAACAAUUUGGAAACUUUGGGGAAGAUGGAAUUUCAGGCCCCUCUCCUUCAAGUGCUAAAGCUGAAAUUGGACAAGAUCUUUGGCACGCUGCCUGAAGACUACCUUCCACUAUUAGGAAACAUAGCCAGGAUGUAUACCACAACUGAAAUUGCUAACUGGAAUAUCACUACAGCCGAGACCUUAUCAGCCCUAUUGACAGGAACAUCAUGGCAACAGGAUCUCCCAAAGGUUACGUCUCUGGUCACUCGGCAUCUAGAAGCUAAUGGCAAUCAGUUAGAUGGAACAAUGCUCACAAUGCUAGCUCCACAUAUCUGUGCUUUGGAAGAUACUCAGAUAAAAGCCAUCAGCAGUGAGGCCAUCAGAGAGACCAGCAGGCCCAUGAAUACCUCGCUGUGUUCUCAGCGCCAGAAGAAUCUCUUCUAUAGCCAGCUGAGAGCUGCUUACGAGGAGAACCCGAGCUCUCCAGAUGCCUACUACCAGCUGCUGAAGCCUGCUAUUGGCGGAGCCCCAACCAAGGAUCUGAUCAAAUUUGCUUCUGGUUAUCCUGUCAUGGACGUAGCCACAUUUACAGCCCUCAACCCAGAUGAAGUCCAGAAAUUAAGCGCUCAAAAUCUGAAAGAUUUGCUAGGCGCUAAUCUCCCAGAGCUGAACAAUUUAGCGGAUGACCCUGUGGUGAAAUCUUGGACCCAGGCACGCAACCAAUCAGAGGUGAAUUCUUUAGGACUCCUUCUUGUAGCAGGACUCCCGGACAAGCCACCUAACGGUUUUAUAGAUAUUCCAUCAGAACCUUACAUACCCGGAAGAGCAACGACAUAUGCAAAAGACCACAUGUUCCAGCUUUUCUAUUGUAUGCUCUUCCCCUUGGUGUUAACUGCUUUCUUAUAGGCCAUUCAGUAUUUGCCAAAUAUUAAAUAGUAAUCUUCUUGGGGGAGGGAGGGGGGAAUUAUAAUGAUUGAUCUAAUUGGCAUGGUUACAUUCAAUUUAUAUAUGUUCCAGUGUUCUUAAAUGAACAAAAUAUAAAAAAGUGGAGCAUUUAAUUUCUGCUUGGUAAUACAAUAUUGCAUUAUCCUACCACAGUGGUUCCCAAACUGGGGUUUGUGAAAUUUUAC
Messenger RNA from Trachemys scripta elegans, 4853 nucleotides. RefSeq lists its product as uncharacterized. Gene Ontology annotation, cellular component: cell surface. NCBI's taxonomy places the organism in Eukaryota, Metazoa, Chordata, Testudines, Emydidae. Gene Ontology annotation, biological process: cell-matrix adhesion. The coding region runs from base 1 to 4629 and encodes 1542 amino acids. The record is from RefSeq and is a predicted model, not a curated record. The transcript is spliced from 34 exons.